GUGGACAGGACAGAAGGCUUCUUCAACCGCGACAAAUGGCGUAUAACGGACUGGACGUAUAAUGGACUGGACGGGACGCUUCUUCAGGAACAACAACACGGCUACUCUUUCAACCACGUCGGUAGCUUGCUAGCCAACAUAAAACUGAAAGAUUGGCGCUUUAGACCAUGUUAAUGUACAUUAGCUAAUCUCAGUGUUGUUAACACAGUUCAGUUGACGUUAACUUUAACCUAAUUUGUUUGUUCAAUUUGCAAACUUGUUAAAGAUUGAUGCUGAGCCUAGUCGCUAAUGUUUAACUAACUAACUAACAUCCCUGACCAUGAGUUCACUAAACUACUCCUCCCCUGCUAAAGAAGAGGAUGUCUACUGGACGGAGAAAGAACCUCUGGGUCUGAACAUUGUCGUGAAAGAAGAAGAGGGUGUUGCAAUGAAAGGAGAGAGAGAAGCUUUCAUAAUUAAAAAGGAGGAAGAGGAGGCUGUUAUACUGAAAGAAGAGGAAGAACAUUUUGGAGUGGAAGAGGGGAUAGAGGCUGUCACAGUGGAAGAGGAGGAGGUAGAAGCCUUCAGAAUGAAAAAGGAGGAAGAGGCGGCUGUCACAUUGAAAGAAGAAGAGGAGGAGGAUGUUACAGUGAAAGAACCUGUAGUGAAAGAAGGAGAGGGGAUAGAGGCUGCCAGAGUGGAAGAGGAGGAUGGUUUUGGGGGAAAAGAGGAAGGACCUUUUAGAGAGGAAGAGGAUGCUAUCUCAGUAAAGGUGAAGAAGGAAGACGUUUUGGGAGUGAAAGAGGAAGAGACAGAAUAUCAGAUUAACGUCAAAGAGAGACAUGACUAUCGUGGAUCCUCUGGGGAGCCUCAACAACAUCCUGAUGCUGACGAGGCAGAGAAGAGUCUCUCCAGAUCAGAACACCAGAUGGACAACGCUAGCCCUUCCUCUCUCCUGGAGUCCCCGUGUCGUGCCUCUCCCGGUAGUACCUUACUGCUGGGUAUGAAGAGGUUGUCUGUGCUGCUGGUGGACUGCAGGAAAACAACGGGGCUGAGUGGAACUGUGAGAGGAGGAGAAGAGAAGAAAGGAUCAGAUUUGACACGUCAAAAAGAGAGACCCGACUCAGAGGAACCAGACACGUCUGAACCAGUGAGACGACACCACUGUUCACAGUGUGGAAAGAGUUAUACCCGUUUAUGGAGCCUGAAAAACCAUAAGAGAACACAUGCAGGGAAGAAGCCUUAUCACUGCUCCCAGUGUGGAAAGAGUUUUACACGGUUAGGGAGCCUUGAAAUACAUAAAAGAAUACACACAGGAGACAAGCCUUACCAAUGCUUCCAGUGCGGAAAGAGAUUUAUCCAGUCAACACAUCUGAACGAGCAUAAGAGAAUACACACAGGGGAAAAACCAUUCCAAUGCUCUCAGUGUGGAGGGACAUUUUCCCGAUCAGGGGACCUGAAAUCUCAUGAAAGAAUACACACAGGGGAAAAGCCUUAUCACUGUUCCCAUUGUAAAAGUAGUUUUAGCUGGUCAGGGCAACUGAACGAGCAUGAGAGAACACACACAGGAGUGAAGCCUUACCACUGCUGCCAGUGUGGAAAGAGUUUUACAAGGUUGGGGUCCCUUAAGUCACAUAAGAUAUAUACACACACACAGAAGACAAGCCCUAUCACUACUCCCAGUGUGAAAACAAGUAUUUAUCAUUAGGGGACAUGAAAAAGCAUGAGAGAAAACACUCUUUAGAGAGGCCUUUCCAAUGCUCUCUGUGUGGAAUGGGAUUUAUCCAGUCAUGGCAUCUGAAAGCGCAUAAGAGAAUACACACGAGAGAAGCCAUUCCAAUGCUAGCAGUGUGGAAAGAGUUAUACCCGGUAAGGGAAUUUAGAAACGCAUGAGAUGACAUACACGAAAUAACGAGAGAAAAUGGCGAAAUGUAGAUUUCCGGCUAAAUAGACAUACAAAAGUAACUGCUAUUCAUGUGGAAUUACAUGAUUCUGACAUGCAAAAACUUUGUAUAUUUGGAAAGAAGACAUCUGAGAGAUUAUGCGGAAAUGAUCAGAAGAUAGAUAGGAGUUACAUAGUUCAGAAUACACAAGAUCAAGCACACACAAAAUACACUUAUUGUUUUAUUUAUUUUGGCCCCUGCGCAAGAGAUCCAUGGAGGGCAUUACUUCACCAGUUCUCCUACCAUGUAUUACUAUUAUGUGAUUAGCCUAGUUGGUGUUAUAAUGUUAACUCCCAUGAGAGGAAUUAUGGUGUUAUUUUUCUAUCAUUGUAAAUUGUGUAUAGAGAUUGAGCUGACAUGUAUUAUUUAAUGUAUAUUGGAUUUACAUUGCAAUAAUGCUCUCUUUCAUCCUGUUUCCCUCUGUACACAGACCACUUGUAUACUCUGGUUCAUCAUUAAAACUCCUACUGUAGACUGAG
Messenger RNA from Salmo salar (Atlantic salmon), 2401 nucleotides. The record is from RefSeq and is a predicted model, not a curated record. NCBI's taxonomy places the organism in Eukaryota, Metazoa, Chordata, Actinopteri, Salmoniformes, Salmonidae.